GCUCCACGCUGAGCACGGCAGGAGCGUAAACAAUGAUGGACAAGGAAUCAGUGCCAGAGAGGGAAAAUCUCUCCUCCGGUGUCGAUACAGUGGACGCACCACCCAAUAAUUACAUAUAUAGGAAGAUUGAUGUUGCGUUUGUUAUCUUUGGAAUAUUUACGUUUCUUUUGGAUUGGGGAUUUGAUAUCUUAACAGCCUACAAACACUGGCGGCAUGGGGACAUCAUCUGGUUCUCAUUUACAGUUGUGUUCAUCUGUGUUCCAUCCUUUGUAACGACAGGAGUUUCCUUACACUGGUACGUCAAAGAUGCAGACAAUACUAACGUGCCUAAGGCCUCAAUGUCUCGCUGGGCAGUUCGAAUAUUGUUCCAUAUUCUGCAGCUCGGCCCUAUACUCAGAUAUAUAGAUUCCUUGCAUUAUGGCCUCAUCAGUCGCAGGCACUGGAAACAGGGAGAGAGAAAACUCCAGAUCGAAUAUUAUACCUACAUGCUGUAUGAAGAAGGCGACUCGGUUUUCCUUAGGCUGUUUGAGUGCUUCAUGGAGGCAGCUCCACAGCUCGUCCUGCAACUGUACAUCCUGUCACUCGUGCGCAAGUCAGAAUAUGGAUCAGAUUGGUUUUAUGUUCUUUGUAUUGGAUGCUUCACUUCACUCAUAAGCCUUGCGUGGGGAGUGACUGCCUUUGCUCGAGGAAGCCGUUUCACCAACGUGGCAAAGCCUAAUAUAUCACUAAUUGGUUCCUUCGUCCUAAUGCUUUGGCACCUCUUUAGUAUUAGCGCGCGAGUCACAGCAAUGGUCCUCUUUGCCUCCGUCUUCCGACCCUUCUUGUUCAUAUUCUGUGGGGUGCAUUGGCUCAUCAUGGUGACGUGGCUCAUGGUGCGCAAGUCACUGAAGGAAAUGUGCAAUUCAGUCCUUGGGCAGAUUGGUCUAAGUUUCAUUUUGGGUGUCAUCUACAUCUUCGUUUUCAUUAAUGAGAAAGAGGAGGAUACCAAGCAGAAGUACUUUUUCUUCUAUACUAUAUUUGGAGUAGAAAACACAAUAAUGGUAGUUGUCUGGUUGAUUUACGCAAAGACAACUGUGUGGUACUAUAUUCCAGGAGUUGUUUUCCACUUUUCGGCCUUUAUAUUGAGUCUUAUCCUGAUGGGAAUCUACUACGGCCUUUUCCACCCAACGCUGCCGUCCAUCUGUAGCCAGAAACGGAGUCAAAGAAGGCCUGAAAUGGAUUGUAAAGAAGAGGAAGGUGAAGCCACAGCUAUUACAUCCCAGACAGUGAUGUAAAACGCUGGUAAAUGUAGCUUUACAGAUAUUUAUACUAUAUAAGGGUAUAAACAUAACAUUUCAGGCAGUAUGUAUGCAUUACAUAACAAGAAACUUUGUGAAUUGAAGUUUAGGGGAUUGUUAUGGUUAUGCAAUACUGUAUAAAGUAUCCUCAUUGUUGUUGAAAGAUUGUUGUUGGUAGUUCUUUUUUUUUUAUCUAUGUUUUAAGUGAUUUGGUUGACUGUCUAAAGCAGUUCCUAUUGAAUAUCAGCUUAGGAGCAUUUCUGUUUUGAGCCAAUUUGGAUUCAUUAUUCCAAUGAAACUAGGAGCUCAAUGUAGCACUAUGAAUACCAUAAAAAUAUUUAUUUUAAUUAGAAUGCUGCACAGAACUCUGUUUCAGUUUCUGUUUUAUGUCGAUGUGCAUAAUUAAGUUUCAUAUUUUUUCUUCAUGUAGGAUCAGUUUGGAAGAAGUUAACUGAAAUAUACAGGUGAGCAAUCAGAAACAACUAACAUUGAUUGGACUCACAAGUAUUGCAGAAAGAGUAUUAUAACUGGGAAGAAAAUUUAAGUGAAGUUUAGUGUGCACAAUUUUUUUUAACCCAACUGCCCCGGGUUCAUGUUCUGUCCCCUGUAGAGUUUUGUGAAUGUUACAUACAGAUAGUCCCACAUGUGUUUAGCCAGCAAGGAGCCUGUCAGUAGCCCUAGUGACCGAUCCUGAUAUCCUCAUUCCUUUAAUCGGCAGGAUUAUUUUAUUUAUUUAUUUUUUUCCCUUUUUAAUACAGUUGACAUCGUUACUGUUACUAUGGUUAUUGAUGUUAUGAUUAUUAGAUUGUUAUUAAAAUCUCGAUAACAUUUAAGACAAUGAAAUAAAGCAAAGGACCCUUUCCAAAAGUCAAGGGAAAGGGUAAACAGGUGAGAUAGAUAGGACUAAUAACUGACUCUUUGGUGACUAAACACUUGUAUAGCUAGCUAUGUGUAAAUACAAUAAAUAAACUUGUAUUACAUUGCCCAUGGUAUGUAUUCUUAUGGGGCGAUUGGGUUAAGGAGCAGUCUUUCAACCUGUAACUGAAAGUACAAUUAAUCACAUCACACAUCACAUUCUUUCCUUCAUUACAUGAACAUAGUGGAGCUGCUCUCCUGUAACAUGGAGCAUUCACCCAACAACCACGGAUUUAUGUUCUGUCCUCUGAAGUUUUUCAUGAAUUUUAUUACAUACAGAUGGCUCCACGUGUGCUCAGCCGGCAAGGAGUCUAUCAGUAGACCCUAGUGACCGAUCCUGAUUUCCCCAUUCCUUGAAUUGGUGGGAAAAUGUGUUUUUCUUAUGAAUACAGUUGAUAUCAAUAUUCUUAUUAUUGUUAUUGAUGUUAUGAUUAUUAAAUUAUUAUGCAAAUCUUGCUAACAUUUAAGACAAUGAAAUAAUACAAAAGAACCUUUCCAAAAGUCAAGGAAAAGGGUAAACAGAUGAGGUGGGUAGGAUUAAUAACUGUCUUCUUGGUGACUAAGCACUUGUAGAGCCAUCUAUGUGUAAAUACAAUCAAUAAAUGUAUAUUACAGUGGGCAUGGUAUGUAUUCUUGCCAUCAGUGCUGAUUGGGUUAACACAUAUGGCAGGAAUUUAAUAGCUUUUGCUAUUAUUAAAUUUAUAUCUCACAUUUUGAUAUCCAAAGACUAUAUACUAGCUCAUAUACUGCACAGCACAUUUUUUAUAUUCCUAAUAAUAUUGGUAUUGUUAUUUUGCACUAAACUUCAGGAGUAUGUCUAGAUAUAUGAUAUAUAUAUGACUAUGCUAAUCUGCCAGUAUUGUAAGUGAUCUGAUUUUAUGCUGAUAUAUUUUUGAAAAUAAGAUACUGUGAUAUGGUAAUUGCAAGAAAAUGGUUAUUAUUUUUAGUUUAUCAGAUUAUAUAUCCAAUAUCUACUCAUGUGUAUGUUAAUGAUAGGGCAGGCAGUUUUUUAUUAGGUAGAUUUACCUAGGUAAACCACUACAUGCCAAGGUUUCUUAAUUUGUUGUGUCCUGUCACAAACUCUGUCAUAAGCAUUUCUUUAUCCAACAUCUGCUUACCACAACUCCUAACUACUUGUCCAAAUCUUGUAAGCAGGGCCUCAUUAAAAAGCGCUAUCUAUCUAUGGUUAAAUUGGUUUGUAUUAUAGAGGUAUUUAGGAAUGGUUUCAUAUUUGCAUUUAUAGCUUUAGCAGAGAUGUGCUGAUAUGAUACAUAUAGGCCAGAUGAUACUUAUGCUGAAAUUUUAUCUCUCAUUAUAAAAAGUGUAAUGCUACAAUUUAAUAAUUUAUUUUCUGAAUGAGAAUUGGGAAGUUGCUGACAACUGCAAGUAACUGUUUAAAAAAAAUGCAGUACAUACAGAUUUGUGAUGCUCAGGAGCACCACCCCAGGAGUGUAAUUUCACAUACAUUAAUAAGUGAUGGGGACAAUUUUGUAAUUUUUGACCACCAAGACUUCCCUUGGCUCUGUUGGUCUACUUUGGUAAAUAAUGAGUGUUAGAAGUGAACUAUUGUUUCCAGACACAAAACUAUGGCUUUGUCUUGAAUCACAUAGUAAGUAAAAUAGAAUGGUAAGGAAGUAGCCAUAUUUUCACCUUUGCAUAUACCAGUAUAGUAAAAUAAGAAAAGAAAAAAAGUCAGCACAGCUUAUAUCAAUACUGUGGCACAUCUCUAAUCUGUUAGUGGUUACAACCUACCCUCUUAUGGCUGUAAGUGAUUUAUAAAAACAUAUGGUUUAUUAGUAAAGAAAGCUGUCAAAGACUUACUCUUACAAAAUUACAUUUUGUCUGAAAGUUCAUGUUGAUACAUAUUUUUAUAAUGUUUUUUAUGCAAGAUAUAGAAAAUUGUAUACAUCUUUUGUACUUUUUUUAAAUUUUAUACCAAUACAGGUUUUUUUUUAUAACUGUAGAAGCAGCACUAUAUCAAUAGGCACUUUGUUAUGUGAAUUGCUAUGUGUUCAUUUUUGUAUCCUUUGAUAUGGUAGAUGUUCCUAUUCUUGUUUCUGUGUUAUAAUCCCAUUGUAAUUUUAUACACAUGAAAAAAUUUAAUUAUAGGUUGAAAUUUCAGGAUUCAAACAGAAAGAGAUUGGUAGUCACUGCCUUAAAGAAAGGUCACAUAGAGUAAGAUAUUUGCUCAAGAGACAUUAGCUUUUAGCUGUGAAUUGCUAAAUGGUGUACAAACAAAUUUGUGGAGGGAGUUUUCCUGAAAUUUAAAUAUGUAAUUGCACAAUAGAGGUGUAUCAUUUUGAUGUCACAAAAAUUGGACUACUGCAGUAAUUUGCAUAUUCUCUUCAUAACUUUGUUACUCUAAAAAAACCAGUUUACUCAAAGUCAAAUUAUUUAGUGAAAAUAUUAGAUUAUCUGUGUUUUAAAUCCUUGGUGUCGGGUGAUGCCGAUCGGCGUGCAAACAAACCGCUCGAAAGCUGGCGUGCGGCUGUAUGCCGCAGCGAGCCAGUGAUUCGGGCUGAUGUCCCCUACUCAUGCGCUCAAAGUCGGCGCGCUGCCUUUGUUUGCUAGAGCGUAGAGUUUUUUUUUUUGUUUUGUACAUCCAGCGUCAUUGGGUUAAUGCAAAAAUUCAGUCUUUGAGAAUAAUGCAUUUCAAGAUUGAAGUCAAAAGGUCUCCAUUACUAUUUGUUUGAAAUGGAAUAUGAUUUCAUAUACUAAUUAUUAAAACUAUGUGAAUAAGCACUCUCAAAAUAGUCAAGUUUGGUUAAUAAACAGAUGUAUAAAACUAAUAGUAUUUAUUUCCGUAUCUAAUGGUUAAUGCUACCUUGCCUCCCCAUUCUGUCCACUUAUUCUCUUCAGCUAAUGCAUAUUGUUCUUUUCUCAAGUCUAUGUCAAUUUCUAAAUAAGAUUUGAUCUGUAAACAUUCAUUGAUACAAUCAGAAAGGAUGUGUUGAGAGUAGAGAGGGGGGGUGGGGGCAUGGCAGCAGUGAAGGGACCAGGGAGAAGAGAGGAGGUGGUGAGCAGGGAGACCAAGGUGAGGAAGUGGAAGGUGCACUGCUGUUAUCUCUCCUUGUCUUUUCCAGAUUCAAGUGUUCUGUAAGGUCACAUUCCUCAUGACUUCUAACCAUGUGGAUAUCCAUGACCUGUCUCCCCAUAAUCUCUCCUUUUCAUCAAAGCAAAGAUGUACUUGAGAGGGUGGUGAUCACUGGCUGAAUGCAGCAUGUCAGAACAACAAAGUUGUAUGUCAAGCAGUUAUUGUCACCAAGUAAUCAGUUCUCAGUUAUCAUCACCAAACUGCUAAGUGCAUCAUUACCUUGAUAAAGAAAAAUAAAGUUUUGUGACUUUUUUUCUUUCUUCCUUUCUUCCCCAUUGUUUGACAGCUUUGUUCAUUCUUGUAAAAGUUCUCAGGUAGAAUCUGUAAUGUCCAAUAAAGCUUCACUACA
This is a messenger RNA of Penaeus indicus, 5635 nucleotides long. Its product is annotated as XK-related protein 6-like. Lineage: Eukaryota; Metazoa; Arthropoda; Malacostraca; Decapoda; Penaeidae. The transcript is spliced from 8 exons. Gene Ontology annotation, cellular component: membrane. The record is from RefSeq and is a predicted model, not a curated record. The coding region runs from base 33 to 1274 and encodes 413 amino acids.